Molecule: messenger RNA, 595 nt
Organism: Prorocentrum cordatum
Lineage: Eukaryota; Dinophyceae; Prorocentrales; Prorocentraceae
Source: the annotation of a GenBank genome assembly
GGCGGUGGCCGCGUUCUGCGCCCUGGCGCUGGCGCAGACGUGCCUCGCCUUCACGUCGGGCGCGAGGCUUGCGGGGCCAGCGGCCCCGGGGGCCGGCGCCGCGCUGGGCGUGCCCACCACGGGCGGGCGCGCUGCCAGCGCCGCGGCGGCGGGCCCGAAGGCGGCGGCGCGUCGAUGGUCGGCGGCCUGGGCCCGUGGCGGUGCGCGGGCUGCGCGGUGCUGCUGCUGGCGGGCGCGCUGCGCGCCAGCAGCGGGGCGCGCGCGGCGCGCCGGGCGCGGGCGGUGGUGUGCCAGGACCGUGAGCGCCCCUCUGGCCACGGUCGAGUGCGCCGGGCCCGUGCGGCUGGCCGCCGCUGACGCCCUGGGCGCCGCAGGACUGCUGCGACUGCUGCGCUGGCAGGGACUGCUGCGCCCGGGGCGCCUGCGCGGGCUGCGCCUGCUGCGCGGCGCCCGCCGCCGCGCCGGGCCCCGCAUGCUGCGGCACCGCGCCGUGCGACUUCGGCGAGGGCUUCCCGAAGCUGAAGUUCAGCGCCGUGCGCUGCGAGCGGCUCCCGGGCGCCCCCGCGACGCCCGCCAGCGCCGCCGACGCCGAGGC